Messenger RNA from Scedosporium apiospermum, 1623 nucleotides. RefSeq names its product Sugar transporter STL1. The transcript has 3 exons. Lineage: Eukaryota; Fungi; Ascomycota; Sordariomycetes; Microascales; Microascaceae. Gene Ontology annotation, cellular component: membrane. The record is from RefSeq and is a predicted model, not a curated record. Gene Ontology annotation, molecular function: carbohydrate:proton symporter activity. Gene Ontology annotation, biological process: transmembrane transport; carbohydrate transport. The coding region runs from base 1 to 1623 and encodes 540 amino acids.
AUGUCAGUUCAGGAGAAUGGGGUUUGUAUACCCACAUUCUGGGGCACCUCGGGUAGAAAGCUGCAGAUGCUGGUCACUGCCGUUGCUACGGCCGACUUCUUACUCUUUGGGUAUGACCAGGGCGUCAUGUCCGGCAUCAUCUCUGCUGAUGCCUUCACCGAGGAUUUCCCAGAAGUCGUGACUGGAGGUAGUGCGUACGAGGGCUUCGUGACCUCCAUUUACGCCGUUGGCUGCUUCCUCGGCGCCGUCUUCAUCCUCCUCUUCGGUGACCACUUGGGCCGUCGCAUGUCGAUAUAUCUUGGUGCCACGACGAUGAUCGUGGGUGUCAUUAUCCAGGUUUCCUGUGUCCCCGUUAGCGGAGGCACAACCGCGCAGUUUAUCAUUGGACGUUGCAUCACCGGUGUCGGGAAUGGGAUCAACACUUCUACAAUCCCUACCUACCAGGCCGAGUGCAGCCACUCUCAUAACCGCGGCAAGCUCAUCUGCAUCGAAGGGGGAAAUGUGGCCAUCGGGACACUGAUCGCGUAUUGGAUCGACUACGGUGCCAUUUACGGCCCUCACGAUUUCACUUGGAGGUUUCCAAUCGCUUUCCAAUGCGUCUUUGCUAUUACUGUUCUUAUUCUGAACACUAGACUUCCCGAAUCGCCAAGAUGGCUCCUUACCAAGGAUAAGCACGAAGAGGCUGCGAUGGUCUUGGCAGCGCUGGCUGGCAAGCCAACAGACGACUACGAGGUUCGCUCCCAGAUGACCGCGAUUGUUGAAUCGAUCAAGGCUUCUGGUCACUCGGGCGGCGUAACGCCCAUGUCUGCCCUAUUCACCAACGGCAAGACGCAGCAUUUCCGUCGUAUGAUCUUGGGAUUUUCAUCCCAGAUGAUGCAGCAGCUCUCUGGAUGCAAUGCCGUCAUAUACUAUUUUCCCAUUUUGUUCCAGACAUCCAUUGGCGUCUCCCACAACAUGGCUCUUCUUCUAGGAGGCGUCAACAUGAUUGUGUAUUCGAUCUUUGCAACAACCUCAUGGUUUGCAGUCGAGCGCAUCGGCCGCCGAAAAUUAUUCCUCAUCGGGACCGUUGGGCAAUGCUUAUCCAUGGUUCUCGCCUUUGGUGCUCUCAUCCCCGGGACUGAGGCGGCUGCCAGAGGUGCCGCCGUCGGGCUGUUCACCUAUAUUGCCUUCUUCGGCGCCACUUGGCUACCUCUUCCUUGGUUAUACCCAGCGGAGAUCAACCCUCUAAAGACCCGCACGAAAGCCAACGCCGUCUCUACGGUCUCAAAUUGGUUGUGGAACUUCUUCAUCGUCAUGAUUACGCCCGUGCUCGUCGAUAACAUUGGUUGGGGAACAUACCUAUUCUUCGCCGUCUUGAAUGCCAUCUUUUUCCCCAUCAUCUACUUUUUCUAUCCCGAAACGUCGCAGAGAUCCCUGGAGGAAAUCGACCACAUAUUUGCCAAGGGUUAUACGGAGAAUAUGAGCUAUGUCCGUGCUGCGAAGGAACUUCCCCGGCUGUCGGGUGAGAUUAAUGCCCAAACUGUGGGGAGGGACGACGUAGAUGUCGAGAAGAGCGGGGAGGUCAGUGAUGAGAUGGACUCUAGAAGUGUCGAAAAUACAGAGAAACUCUCGCAUUUGGACUGA